Messenger RNA from Menidia menidia (Atlantic silverside), 4936 nucleotides. The record is from the annotation of a GenBank genome assembly. NCBI's taxonomy places the organism in Eukaryota, Metazoa, Chordata, Actinopteri, Atheriniformes, Atherinopsidae.
AUGACAUCAUCGACGUCUCGAGCACGCACGUUGUUAAGUAACGAGGAGGGGGGGGGGGGGGGGCAGAGUCGAGUAGAGAACGGCCGUCUGUGCAAUAGGAGCUGCUCAGAGACUAUCAACAGGGAGCGCGACCGACGACUGAGCUGGGGGUAUGAGAGCUGCCAGAAUCCGCUCCCAUCCUCUCCUGGUCGGCUCUUUGUCCGACUGACAACCCGCGGAUCAGAACCUCCACUUCACCAGCUGUCGGACGAACCUGAUAUCGGCGAUACCUUUGGUUCCUUUGGAGACAUUUACCUUGGUGCCAACAUCGCCACCGGUGAGGAGGUAGCCAUCAAGCUGGAAUGCGUGAAAACCAAACACCCGCAGCUGCACAUUGAAAGCAAGUUCUACAAGAUGAUGCAGGGAGGAGUGGGCAUUCCAUCGAUAAAGUGGUGUGGUGCAGAGGGAGACUACAACGUCAUGGUGAUGGAGCUGCUUGGUCCCAGCCUGGAGGACCUCUUCAACUUCUGCUCCCGAAAGUUCAGCCUAAAGACCGUGCUGCUUUUGGCAGACCAGAUGAUCAGCCGCAUCGAAUACAUCCACUCCAAGAAUUUCAUCCAUCGCGAUGUGAAGCCCGACAACUUCCUCAUGGGGCUCGGCAAGAAGGGCAACCUGGUGUACAUAAUCGACUUUGGCCUGGCCAAAAAGUACCGCGACGCCCGCACACACCAGCACAUCCCUUACAGGGAGAACAAGAACCUGACCGGAACGGCACGCUACGCCUCCAUCAACACGCAUCUUGGAAUUGAGCAGUCAAGGCGCGACGACCUGGAGUCCCUGGGCUAUGUCCUCAUGUACUUCAACUUGGGGUCCCUCCCCUGGCAGGGGCUCAAGGCCGCAACCAAGAGACAGAAGUAUGAGCGCAUCAGUGAGAAGAAGAUGUCCACACCCAUUGAAGUUCUCUGUAAAGGAUACCCCUCCGAGUUCUCCACAUACCUGAACUUUUGCCGCUCGCUCCGCUUUGAUGACAAGCCCGACUACUCCUACCUACGCCAGCUCUUCAGAAAUCUGUUCCACCGACAGGGGUUCUCCUACGAUUAUGUCUUUGACUGGAACAUGCUCAAAUUUGGAGCCAGUCGUACAGCCGAGGAUGGGGACCGGGAAAGGAGGACGGGAGACGAGCGAGAUGAGCGCAUCGGGGGAGCCCCCAGAGGGUCGGCAUCACGAGGCCUUCCUCCAGGCCCCACCCCCGGAGCCCCCAACAGGGUCAGGAAUGGGCCGGAGCAAGCCAUGUCCAACCCCGCCUCGCGGGUCCAGCAGUCUGGUAACACGUCACCUCGUGCAAUUUCUCGCGCAGAGCGGGAGAGGAAGCCCGUCACGACCAGUCGAGAAUUUCCACAUCGCAGGUCAGCGUGCCAUUUGAGCACAUGGGAAAGUGAAAAUCCGUGGCUCUGCAUGCAAGGGCAAAAGACAGGGCUCCAAGGAAUAUUUGCCACCAAGCGUCCGUCAAACAACUGCAGAGGAGAGAUGAGUCAGCUUUUGUGGCGAGACAGGCGACUGUCUGAGAGGUUGGGGAAUGAUUCUCCUAACGGCCCUGCUCCAGGCUCCCCAGCCACCGUGGCCCCGCCGGGAUCCAACUCGUCGUGGCCACCCGGGGCCCCCGUGGUCAUGCCAGAGCAGCCGUUUUUUCUCAUGACCUCCACCGCGCAGACGAUAUCAGGGUUCUUCGUCUGGACAGCUCUUCUGAUCACAUGUCACCAGAUCUACAUGCACCUCCGUUACUACAGUUCUCCAAAUGAGCAGCGGCACAUAGUCAGGAUCCUCUUCAUAGUCCCCAUCUACGCCUUCGACUCCUGGCUCAGCCUUCUCUUCUUCACCAAUGAGGAGUAUUACGUCUACUUUGACACAGUCCGAGACUGCUACGAAGCAUUCGUCAUCUACAACUUCCUGAGUCUGUGUUACGAAUAUCUGGGAGGAGAAAGUGCCAUCAUGGCUGAAAUCAGAGGGAAACCCAUUGAGUCGAGUUGCAUGUAUGGGACCUGUUGUCUGUGGGGAAAGACCUACUCCAUUGGCUUCCUGAGGUUUUGCAAACAGGCAACUCUCCAGUUCUGUGUGGUGAAGCCCCUCAUGGCAGUGAUUACCGUCAUUCUUCAGGCCUUCGGCAAAUACAAAGACGGGGACUUUAACGUGGCUAGUGGCUACCUGUACGUCACUAUUAUCUACAACAUCUCCGUCAGUUUGUCGCUCUACGCACUCUUCCUCUUCUACUUUGCUACACGAGAACUGCUGGUUCCUUACAACCCUGUGCUCAAGUUCAUCAUGGUCAAGUCGGUCAUCUUUCUCUCUUUCUGGCAGGGGAUGCUGCUGGCCAUCCUGGAGAAAUGUGGCGCCAUUCCUCAGAUCAGCUCCGCCGACUUCUCCGUGGGCGAAGGAACUGUCGCCGCUGGCUAUCAGAACUUCAUCGUCUGCAUAGAGAUGUUCUUUGCUGCCGUUGCUUUGCGCCAUGCGUUCACUUACAAGGUGUACAUGGACAAAAGGCUGGACUUGUAUGGCUCUUUUCCUAUCUAUGGACAAUACGGUCGCUGUGCCCCGAUGAAGAGCAUCUCCAGCAGCUUGAAGGAGACCAUGAAUCCGGGCGACAUGGUCCAGGACGCCAUCCAUAAUUUCUCCCCAGCUUAUCAGCAGUACACACAGCAGUCCACGCUGGAGCGAAGUGGGGGGCCGCCACUGUCCCGCAGCCACAGCAACGUCAGCACCCGCGGAGACAACGAAAAGACCCUCCUGCUGAGCUCCGACGAUGAGUUCUGAGACUGAAACCCCCACGCUGUUUGCUCAUAUAGAAUUCUAAGCAGCAGUGUGAGAUAGAUCAGAUCUUUUAAUUCAGCCUUACCCUGACAGGUGAAAUUAGUUUUAACUCCAGACAACAGUGAACUGUUAUGUCUAUCAGAUUUAUAAAAUGCUGGGUAUCAAGACUACUGUGAGGUGUGAGGAAGUGCUCUUAUGCUCACUGGGGAAAUAAGAUUAAACAAGAGAAGGGGAAACAUAAAAGAUUGGAGAUGUUGCACAUAUGUUUAGUGAGCUGUAAUGUUAGGAGCUUUCACUAUAUGACUGAGCUGUUAUCUGUGCUGAUGUCAUAUUGCAGCUACGGUUUCUAGGAUGUUACAGACAGAAAUCCAGUAUCUGUAUCCGCCUAAGGAAUACAGGUUGGUACAAAUUUGCUGUGCCUGCAUAUAGCAUCUUCAAAGUGCACUUUAUAAGGCACAGCAGAAUCGUUCUCAGUUUCCGCCAGAAAAGAUAAGUGCCAUCUUCAUCUGAAAACGAAUGGCAACGUGUUCCAAAAAAAUUGCCAAAAAUGACAGGCAAGUGUCCCAUACUUUGCGUAUUGAGACACUCUGCCUUAAAGUUCAGGAUUGCUUUACAGUCCAGCAUAUGGAAGGAGCCUUUGACUUGCUGGGUUUCAUUAAGAGUUGAAUACAAAUAAUUAUUUUAUAUAUUCAAUGUAGUAUGAAUUGGAAGGUUUCACUCUUUCACAGACUAGUUUGUUGGAGAAUUACUCUAGAGAUGUUUUAAAUAUACUCUGUACCAUUAUUGUUUUGUUUGAUAUCGUGACUUGUGUGAUAUCAGGUCCAGCUCUUGGUGUAGUGCAUGGGUCGUGCAAAGCUGAGGGAACAGCUGUACGGGAGGUUUUUAGCGUGGGUGGAGGGCCAGACGGAAGGACAGCAACCACGUGGAUUACAGAUUACUGAAGAAGCUGCACUUUCUGCGGAGCUGGCCCAGCUGUGAUAUGCUGUAGACUGUAAUCUCAUAAUUAAUGGUGUUCCACGCAGCCACAGAGACGGCCUGCCUCUGCCGGCCCUGCUUGUAAUGGCGCCUCUUUAUGCUGCAGAAGACCAGGGAGACACUAACCAGACAGAAAGGCCUACUGGGUAAGGCUUUAGAGCUGACUGGGUUUAUAUUCCGAAUACAUAUAACAUAUGCCUACACACACAAAUAUUUGAAAAUAUGUCAGUUUAAAAGUUGCAAAGUUAAUAGAGGAUAUAAUUAAGCAGUGAUUUAUGGAGAGAUGUGUGUAUGCUGCCUAGAUAUCUGCUGGUGUUAAUCAUCUUUCUCCCACAGUGGCUAAAUAUAUUUAAUUUAAUUCUUUAUACACUAAUAUCUCAUGUUUAUUUUGCGCAGUGGCCAGUAUGUAAGUGGCUUGUGAUUGUAUUUCUAGGUAUUUAAUGGUCGAACACAGCAGUUACAAAAAAAAGGGAAAAAAGAGCAGCUCUCUUGGACUGAAUUCAUUAAGCCUGUUGUCUAUGAAUAUAUGUUUUCUAGUCUGAUUGUAGCAUCCCAACAAUGUGUGGUAUUUGACUUCUGUUAGUGGCUGCAGGUAAACACGGAGAACAAAAAGUGGUGACCAAACCAAGAAUUAAAGUGGUUCAAAGUCAGCCGAAUAGACAAGAUAUAUUACAUUUUUUUCACAGCUUUGACUGCUAACCAUCAGCCAGUGCACUGAAUAACAAAUACCCUCCUUGUCUUACUACUGAACCUGCAGUACUUAAGUAAAUUUCAGAGUUAAGUACAUUUCUUCUAUAAAUGGACAUAAAGUUACUGCAGAUGGAAAAUCACAGGCUAUUUAGGUAUAUUUAGCCCCCGUUUUUUGUUUUUAUUUUUGCAAUUUUGAUUCUGGUACAGUUUUUAAAAAAGAAUGAUGAUACUAUUUGUAGUUAGUCACAAAGCUGCGUGAAUAGAGAAAGCACUGUGAUUUAUUCAUGGUGAUGACUGUGAUUGUUACGGCAUUGCUUGGCACUGCUUUGUUUAAAUACUUUGCAUUUGAAUAUUCAUACGUCUUAUGUUCUGUUUUUUGUAUAUUUUCAAUAUGUAUAUUGGUAAUAUCUCAUGUUUUGGUGCUAUUUUGAUUUCAUUUGGCGUGCAAAGGAAAUAAAACGGCAAUUAAAAGUAGGAUGUGUUUUUU